GAGAGUGAAGUCCGACUGUCGGCUCAUUGUUUCUGUGUCCCGCUUCACCUCCGCGCCUGCUUCACUGACAGCGGCUCCAGGACAGGUGUUCUCCAGUCCGAGACAACCUCGCGCCGACCCACGCAAACAUGGAGAUAGAGAAGGAAGUGAAGAAGAUGACGCUGGGCCACGAGUUUGGCGCCGGAGCAUCCUGUUUGAAAUGCAAGGACAAGUGCGAAGGCUUUGAGCUGCAUUUCUGGAGGAAAAUCUGCCGAAAUUGCAAAUGUGGCCUCACAGAGCACGAUGUGGCGAUGAACUCAGAGGAGAACAAGAAGGUAGGCAAGUUGUUCGAGGACACCAAAUACACUGGCCUCAUCGCCAAGCUGAAGACCGACGGCAUCCCCAGUUACAAGGGCAACAUGGUGACCAUCACUCUGCCCAGCUCGUCCACUGCUUACGUCGUACCACCGAGUUCCUCUUCCUCCGUUGUUCCCCCCUCCGCCCCGGCUGUUCCUGUAAAGCCGGCUGGAGCCUCUGCAGCUGCAGCAUCCAUCAGAGGUCAGGCCCAGGCUCAGCCUAAGCCGGCACCUGCAGGUGUCGCACCAGUCAAGGCAAAUAAAUUGCCGUUCACUGUCAGCGCCACAUCAGCCAAUGUGAUGCCAGUUCCCAAAGAUGUGCCAAUGAAGUCUGUCACCUAUGAGUGGGCACCGCCAGUAGCUAAUAAAUACAUGGCGGUGCGUUAUAUCGAGCUGCUUCCAGCAGAGAAGCGACCGGUGUUCGGUACAGAGGGAGCAGUUUACCGUCGGCAGCAAAUGGCUCUACAGCUGCCCGAGCAUGACCAGGACCCGUCCAAAUGCCACGAACUGACUCCUGCCGAGGUCAAGCAAAUGCAACAGUUCGUCCGCAAAUACAAGGAUGAGGCCCUGGGCGUGGGAGAUGUUAUCCUGCCUGAAGAGAUGGCUCUAGUUCAGGCUGGAGGACAGGGGGGAGCUGGAAGUGUCGGGGCUGGAGGUGUCGGGGCUGGAGGUGCACAUGGUGCUGGUCCUGGUGCUGGUGGUGGCGGGGCUGGAGGUGCACAUGGUGCUGGUCCUGGUGCUGGUGGUGGCGGGGCUGGGUUUAGACCGGGAGUUGGGGUUGCUGGAGCUGGCUCAGGGCAAGGGGCUGCAGGCAGUGGUGUCGGGCCUAUUUAUGGGCCUGGAGCUGGUGCAGGCUUUGGAGUUGAGGGAGGGGAUAGCAGAGCUGGAGCUGGUGGUGCUGGAUCUGGUGGUGCUGGAUUUGGAGCUGGUGGUGCUGGAUCUGGUGGUGCUGGAUUUGGAGCUGGCGGUGCUGGUCAACUCUCAGGGCCUGGGACUGGACCAUCUGCUGGAGGAGCCUUGGGCACUGCUGCCACCGCUGGAGCCAUGGGCCUCCCUGGAGCUCAGCAGGCUGGGGUACCACAAAAGAACUUUUCAUGCCAUCACUGCCAGCUCCCGAUGGGUCUGGGCGAGCCGGCCGUCUACGCCGAGCGGGCUGGUUACGACAAGCUUUGGCACCCAGCAUGCUUUGUGUGUUGUAAGUGCAGUGAACUACUGGUGGACAUGAUUUACUUCUGGAAGAAAGGCAAGCUGUACUGUGGACGCCACUAUGGAGACAGUGAGAAGCCACGCUGUGGAGGAUGUGACGAGCUGAUCUUCAGUAAUGAGUACACUCAGGCUGAGGAACAGAAUUGGCAUCUGAAGCACUUCUGCUGUUUCGACUGUGACUGCAUCCUCGCUGGUGAGACGUAUGUGAUGGAGAGUGAAAAGCCUGUCUGCAGGCCCUGCUACAUGAAGAACUAUGCUGUGAAAUGCUCAGCCUGCCAGGGUGCGAUGGAGCCUGAGGCUCAGAGGGUUUCCUACGGCGAGCACCAAUGGCACGCUGCGCCACAGUGCUUCAAGUGCUCCGGCUGUUCCAAGGACCUGGUCGGCCAACGCUUCAUGGCACAGCAGGGCUUCCUCUUCUGCUCUGUGGAGUGCAAGAAGAAAACCAUGGCUUAGAGGAACCAGGACAGGCUCGACUAAGACUCGAGCCAGAGCAGGGAAAAUCAAACAAUGGUGCAACUGUGCAAUGUCAGAGAUUGUAGUUGUGUUAACAUUAAUAUAGAGUGCCUAAAACCUCUAAUAUAGAGAUGUACUACAUUUACAAGGCCAUUUGCAUGUGAGUGGGUUUUUCAUCUAUGAAAUACCACAGUGUUGAUAAAUCAGUCUAAACUAGGAUGACACCUUAACCUAUUCUGUCCACUAUGUUCUUUGCCUUAAAAACCAGCAGUCUCCCUUUAAUAAGUAUUUUGUUUCUACUGUGUUUUUAUACUAAUGAGAUUAAUUUUAUAUUGCUUAGAGGUGACAGUCCAGUUAGUUCAUGUUAAACCUGUGUCUGUUUAAUGGUAGCACUGUUUUACUCCUAAAUCUUUGAUUUAAUCUGCCACAUUUGCUUCCUUCAUACAACAAGCAUCUGAUUCCCACCCUCCUCUAUGCAGCGGUAUGUUCAGCUCUAUCAGCCAGGUUUGGUGUUGAUUUGCUUCCAGUGCAUUGAUCCUGAUCAAAUUUACAAGUAAUAAUAAUAAUGGGCAAACUUUAUUCCUUAAUAAUUAUGCAGCAAAUUUCAAGCGCUUUAACUGAAGAAAUAAAGAAAUAAAUUUGGAUAUAAGUGAAAUAACUGGAGGUAAAUAGCCUCAACUCUGACAGCAAUAAAGGCUUAAAGCAGCCACCUGGUGAGAGACCAUCGCAAUGUGUGGUGUGGUAGUAUUUUCUAGAGCCUGACCGAUAUGGAUCUGUAGGCAAAUCUCGAUCCAGAAAUUGGGGUUUAAAACACUAUGAUUUUUGCUGAUACUUACAUCCCAAAAAUUGGCAAGAUAUAAUUUUCAAACCCUUGUGAAAAAAGAAAUGUAAUUGAGGCUUGCAUUUACAACUUGAUAAUAAUAAACGUGAUUCUAAAUAACAGCAAAUAAAAAGAAAACACUGAUAAAAUACAAAAUGUAGAACUGAUAAAGAAGAUUUUUACAUAAAUGCACAAAUGUUUUUUUCACAUGGGCAAACAUAAUAUCGGCCACACAGUAAAUUGGUUGGGCUCUAGUAUUUUCAUGUUAUCUCAAGGGAACCAAACAAUGUGAUUGUAUGUAGUGCUCAGGUAUAAGAGAGGUGUCUCUAAUAUCAUUUCCAUUAAUGUAUGUUAAUGUGGCUUAAAAAAAGAACAAAGAUUGUUGCAAUACUCUCAGACGUCAUUCAAUUUUAUAUAAUGCAAUUGUAGUUUAAUUAACAACAAUACCAUAAAUUGUUUCCUCAUAACAAGCAGUUUCCCACUGAUCUAAUGCAGUCUUUAGGUGGUCUUCACAAAUAUUCAACUACCGCAUUAUGAUUGCAUUUGAUUGCACAUGUGUUUUCUUUAUUUAUUCUAUAUUUGCUUCCUAAGAUGCUAAAUAUAAAUUACAUUAAAGGGAUAGUUCACCCAAAACUGAAAAUUCCCUCAUUUUCUACUUACGUUGAUGUUCAGGGUGUUUAAGUCCACAAAAAACAUUUGAGUCUCAGGUGUAAACAGUGUUGCAGCCAAAUCCAAUACAAUUUAAGUAAAUGGUGAACACUUCUUCAAGCGUAAAAAAACCAAUGUGUGGUGUCAUACAAGUGUCUGUAAACCCCGGUAGUAGAUAAUGAGGGAAUUUAAACAUUUGGAGGAACUAUCCCUUUAAGCAUAAAUCAAAGGGAUAUACAUAUCAAACAUGGACUAAAGAAAAUAUGUAUUCUCCCCCUGCAAUUACUUAUGAUUUUCCAGACAUGUUUUUGUUCAGGUCUGCUUGUGUCACUGGCACCACAAUAGAUCUAAACACUGUAAUGCCAGGUGUCACAUAGGAGAAACAGCAGGUUUGACAUGGUUCCCAAAGACUUGAUGAAAUAAGGAAAAACACUGUAACGCAUUAAACUUUUUGCUCCUUCAGUUCUGUUCUGUUUGUGCCAUGGAUUUUCCCUUUCAUGCAAUAAACUGCACUUUAAAAAACGAAA
Messenger RNA from Limanda limanda (common dab), 3989 nucleotides. It is a transcript of the gene tes, whose product is annotated as testis derived transcript (3 LIM domains). Gene Ontology annotation, molecular function: zinc ion binding. Bases 129 to 1994 code for a protein of 621 amino acids. The transcript is spliced from 7 exons. The record is from RefSeq and is a predicted model, not a curated record. Lineage: Eukaryota; Metazoa; Chordata; Actinopteri; Pleuronectiformes; Pleuronectidae.